CUACGACGUUCCAGUGCCAUGGACGCGUACGACGGUGCCGAAGGUUCGAGUGAAGAUCCGGAGGUCCGGCAGGCAUUUUCUGACAGCAUCCUCCACAUUCUGAGGCCACUCUCGGUACUCGAGAUGUUGCCCGGGACGAGUCCCCACCCAGACGGGGAUUCUAGUUCCUCGCGGAGCGCACUCUCGGAGCCUUUUUCUGACCUGGAUGACUCCUACAUACUGCUGGAUCAACGGAAAAAGACACCCGGAAAAGACGACGGGGACGACAUGAUGCUCCUGAAUCAGUUCACUUCCGAAUUCCGGCAAGUUUAUGACCAGCUCACUGCGGAGCAUGAUGAACAGGAAGAUGCAGACUUGCCGUCAGAGGAACUGCACCAAGAUGGCAGAACCACGCUGGAGAGUGGACUCGAGGACUCGAACGGUUUUAGCCCCACGUUCCAGGGUUUCAUCGACGAGAUGUUGCACAAGUGCGAUCUCAAGUAUCACCUGGAGGAGCGCAAAAAGCAGCACGAUCUGCACCGUCGUCGGCAUCGAAGGGUGCGCAAAGUUGGACCACCGCCUACGACGAAGGACUCGCUUGAACCGGCCGAAAGGGACUCGCUGUCUGGCGUGUGGCGAAUGCUCGACGCCGUGUCCGAACCGAACGGAUUUCCCAUCACCGAGGGUCAGUACGAUCUGUACGAGGACGAACGGUUCGAGUGGUUGCUGCGUGAGAAGAUUCCGUGGCCGCGGUUAGAAGUGUCGCGGAAAAAGUGCGAACAGUGGCUCAAGAUGGGACCCUCCGCUGCGAAGGUACCCGAUGAGAAGCGAUCCCGGCAAUCUCAGCGACCGUCCGGUCAUCGGCAAUGGUGA
Molecule: messenger RNA, 852 nt
Organism: Anopheles nili
Lineage: Eukaryota; Metazoa; Arthropoda; Insecta; Diptera; Culicidae
Exons: 2
Coding region: 19-852 (277 amino acids)
Source: RefSeq, a predicted model, not a curated record